UCCUCCGCCAGGGUCUCUGAUGUUUGCUGCUGUUGCGAUCUCGAGCUUUGAGGUCUGAGGUGCAACUGCUGUCAAUGUCUGGAAUGCAGCCGUCAUGAUGGGUUCCAGAACAGCAGGGGGGGCCACAGCCAAGGGUCCGGCAGUCGGCACGCACCGCCUGCAUCGUGCCUUCCAGGUCUCAUGCCUCCACGACGUCCGCGACUUCCUUCAGCUCGGCCAUGACAACAAAACAUAUGCGCUGAUGUAGCGCUUCGACUCUUCAACAAGCUUCAAGCCUGUCGCAAAGAUUUCGGCAACCGUCGCCGGCGACUGCCGCAAUGCCGCUCUUCACCCCCUCGCGCAUCGCGGUGAUAGUCAUCACCUUCUCAUUGAUCAGCUUCCUCUGGACCUUCGGCCUCCCUCACCAGCUUGCCGAGCCCUCGUUACCAAUUAUUCAGCACCCCGCCAACGAUGCAAAACUUGACGACCCGAUUGCACCCGCUCCCGUCAUCCACACCUCACACGCGACAGUACCCGAAUCCAAACCCACACCGACAUUGCACGGAGAUGGGCCGAAGCAGGAAGACGACCACCAAUGGGACGACAAGACGAGGGAGGCUGGCCACGCCGAGGAGCAGACGUCGCUGUCUGGGCCGAAGGAGACGGGCCCUGCUGGGCACGAGGAUGAUGGAGGCAGGUGGAACGAUCAAGGAAAGUCCAGGGCGAGUGGUCAGACUGCAGGUCCGGUGCUCGCCAGUGCAAGUCCAGAACCUAUCAUGGCCCUGAUAUCGAACGCUCCCAACACGACGACCGCAACUGCUACAACCAGCUCCUCAGUCGCGCCGUACCGCCACACCGCUGCCCCAGUCCAGGGCUUCUGCAAGGAUGUUCGCAACGCUCAACACGUCAUGGUCAUUGUCAAGACCUCGAAGGCUGAAAUCUACGACAAGCUCUCCGCGCACCUCCUCGGCCUCCUCUCUUGCGUCCCCGUUUUCGCCAUCUUCAGCGACCAUGCCGGCCAGAUCGACGGCAUACAGGUGCAUGAUGCGCUACGCGACAUCAGCUCUGAGGCGAAACAGCACAACGACGAGUUCCGCGAGUACAACAUCAUCAAGGCAGAUCCCGAGUACAAACCAGACGCAAAGAAGACAAAGGAUCUGGACAAGUGGAAGGUCCUGCCUAUGGUGUACCAGGCGUACCAGAUGAACCCCCACGCCAAGUUUUACGCAUUCAUCGAAGCAGACACAGGGUUGAGCUGGACCAACCUGCUACAGUGGGUGGACAGGCUGGACUAUCGAAUCCCGUACUACAGCGGCGCGCAAUCGUUCAUCAACCGCGUACAAUUUGCCCAGCGCGGUCCCGGCAUUCUACUCUCGCAAGGUGCCCUACGACGAUACGCCAAGUCAUACGAAGAGCGGUGGGCAGAGGAGUGGGAGAAGCGAAUCGGCAAGGAAUGCUGUGGUGACUACAUCCUUGCAACUGCUCUCAACGACGCACAUGUCGAACUCUACACAUCGUGGCCACUCAUGCAGGGCGAACAACCGGCCACGCUCGACUACACCACGAAGCAAUGGUGCACACCUGCCGUCUCCUGGCACCACAUGGAUAAAGACGCGCUAAGCAAGAGCUGGGAUUUGCAGAAGAAGUGGACCGACAAGCACGGCUGGGAGAAGCCGUAUCUCUACAAGGACGCGUUCGAGGAAUACGUGCAGCCACACCUGAAGGCGCAGGUAGAGAAUUGGGACAAUCUGAGCUCAGACACGAAGAUAAUUGCGUCGGAAGGCCGCCAGAAACAGACCGAGGGUGAAAAGGGUGAUGAUGCGCGCACGGCGAAGGAGAAGCUGGAGGAGGCCGCGUCCAAACCACCGCACCGGCGAGACGCCAAAAACGACGAUAAGAAAGACGACAAAAAAGAAGACAAGCAAUCCGAAGAAGAGCCCAAAGAAAUGGUCGACUGGACCGUCAUCGGCACCAUGGUCAAAGACGGUGCCAACAACCCCGAGUCCUGUGAGAAGGUCUGCACGGAGGUCGAGGAUUGUCUCCAGUGGCGCCAUACCACGCAUGGGGAUGGCGAGUGUCAUUUGAGUAAGGUCAUUAGGUUGGGCCGAGCGACGGAGAAGAAGGAUGGUGCUUGGCAGUGGACGAGUGGGUGGAUGGUCCCGAGGAUCAAAGAGACGGUAAGGGGGUGGGAGUGCAAGGAGGUUAAUUGGAAGUUCUACCAGUAGAAACAUUGGAGAGGAAGGGGUCAGUUGGCGUUAGGGAGCAGGUUACCGGGAAAGCCAAGGCGUAUAGCAUAGCCUGAAUGGCUGUUUUUUGUUGUUUUGUUGAAAUCUGUUGUAUGGUAUACCUUUCCAUGUAGAUCCUGAAUGCUAAGCAUAUGAAACUUCAA
Messenger RNA from Macroventuria anomochaeta, 2368 nucleotides. RefSeq names its product glycosyltransferase family 31 protein. The transcript has a single exon. Lineage: Eukaryota; Fungi; Ascomycota; Dothideomycetes; Pleosporales; Didymellaceae. The annotation marks the transcript as partial. The record is from RefSeq and is a predicted model, not a curated record.